Trypanosoma cruzi is the source of this 906-nucleotide messenger RNA. Its product is annotated as acyltransferase, putative. Gene Ontology annotation, biological process: phosphatidic acid biosynthetic process. Bases 1 to 906 code for a protein of 301 amino acids. Gene Ontology annotation, cellular component: endoplasmic reticulum. The transcript has a single exon. The record is from RefSeq and is a predicted model, not a curated record. Gene Ontology annotation, molecular function: 1-acylglycerol-3-phosphate O-acyltransferase activity. NCBI's taxonomy places the organism in Eukaryota, Euglenozoa, Kinetoplastea, Trypanosomatida, Trypanosomatidae.
AUGAUGUUGUUUUUGUUUCUCUUUAUCAUCUUUAUGUGGCUUUUGUACACACGUCGUUGCCCAGUUAUGGUCGCACGGCUGUGGUUCUCUCUGUGUCUUGUCCUACUUGCGGUGAUGUGCUUUGCGCUCUGCACUCCUCUCCGCAUUCUCGCCAGUAAAAAAAUUAUUAACAAACGCCGCAGUGAGAGAAUGUCGUGCAGAAUCACCGGGGCUCUGCUCGGCAAGGCGCUUUGGUGGUUAUCUCCGCACAUUCACGUGAGGUUUCUUGAGGGAUCAUUGGAUUGGCGUGCCAUUGAAAACAGAGGUGUCGUAUGUGCAUGUCACACUUCUUUCUUUGACACACUUCUUUUUCUCUGGCUAUGCCCUUUGAGUUUUGUGUCCAACUGCAAGGCGUUUGCGAAAAAGGCGCUGUGGAGGAUGCCAAUCAUGGGGGAAGUUAUUCGUGCGUGCGGUCACCUACCUGUGUACUUUAACUCGACGGAUGUAAAUUCCUUCUCUGUGGACAGGGAAAAGCAGGCAGUGGUAAUGACGGAGGCGGAAGGGUUUGUGGAUGGAGGCGGCGUGAUCUGUUUCUUCCCAGAGGGUGUCCUCAAUCGCACGCCAGAAACACUCAAAGACUUCCGUAUAGGCACCUUUAAUAUUCUCAUGAAGCACAAGCUGCCCAUACACUAUGUGGUGUACUAUGGCUCUCAUGAGGUGUGGGACCCGGUGAUGAAAGGAAUCCCGGGCUUCCCUGCCGACGUGCACUUCUUCAUUGGGAAUUAUGAAUAUGACGCGGGUGCAACCGGCGCGGAUGUAGCCAAAGGUGUGAGAGAAGCGAUGCAAAAACAACUGGAUAGGAUGUUGGCGAAGCGCAAAAAAGAGCAAUACGUGGCACCAAUCAGUAAAUACCUUGCUGCGCACUAG